This is a messenger RNA of Ictalurus punctatus (channel catfish), 2646 nucleotides long. It is a transcript of the gene ubn1, whose product is annotated as ubinuclein 1. The coding region runs from base 75 to 2144 and encodes 689 amino acids. Gene Ontology annotation, cellular component: nucleus. NCBI's taxonomy places the organism in Eukaryota, Metazoa, Chordata, Actinopteri, Siluriformes, Ictaluridae. The record is from RefSeq and is a predicted model, not a curated record. The transcript is spliced from 14 exons.
UAAAACUUAAGUGCGCUCAGCUGCUCCUGGAGCUUCAGGGCAGGGUUUGUUUGAGGUUUGGGGGUUUUUGCGUCAUGGCCACACCGCGCAGGAUUCCGCUCACUACCGCCUCUCCCCCUGUCUCUCUUCAUUCUGCUGGUAAUCACCUCAGUGGGACUGGUUUCCUCCACACACAGGGGUUCUUUAACCCUCCUGCUCCACCCUGCCAGGCUGAGAGGACGCUCAGUGCCCGGAUGGAGCUGGUGCUGUUUGAGCCGGAUGACGCGCGCUGUGCGGAGUUUCACUACCCGGAACUCAGUGCGGUAACAGAACCAACGUUAUACACCACCCAUUUACAGCUGGAACCAGACAGAUGUUUUACAGAUGAUGCGUUUCUGUCCCGUUUAAAGGCCAGAGGUAAAGGUGCUGGUGAGACUUUGAGAGAGAUGAUGGGGGAGGGAAAGGAUGGAGAUGGAGAUGAAGAUGAGCUCCAGGUUCUGGCCACAAUGUUCCAGAAGAAAUAUGGCGGAGCGCCUAAACCGAGGAGAGACCGAGUGCAGGAUUUGGUGGACAUGGGCGAUGGAUACGACGACACUGACUCCUUUAUCGAUAACUCUGAGGCGUAUGACGAGUUGGUUCCAGCCUGUCUGACCACCAAGUACGGAGGAUUUUACAUCAACGUCGGGACUCUUCAGUUUCGACAGGCUUCGGGGGAAGAGAACGAGACCGACGACUUUGAGGAGAACGUUCAACCCCAGAAACGCAAAUUGAAAGGAGGCAAGGCGAACAUGAACAGGAAGAAGAAGAAGAAGAGAAAAGAGGACGUUCAGCCUGAAGGAGAAAGCACAAAACACAGCGUUCCACAAAAUGAAUUGUGUAAGCAGCAGUACCUCGAUGGCAUGUUGAGGAAAUUUCACAAGGAGAAGCUUCAGGAGCUCCAGCUGUUCAACACGAGGAGGAAGGAAUCUCCUCCGGGAGAUAACGGCGACCCCACGACUCCGGCCGAGCCCGUCUCGGCUGAUCCGCCGCAGACGCUCGUCGACGGAGCCGGCGCUGAUGAGUUUCACCACGCAGUGACGGAGCAGGAUGAGCUCCUGAACGAUCCGGACCGGGAGACUCGGGCCGAGACGUCUCGGGCUUCUGUUCCUGGUGGUCUACCUCCUACGCCGGGACGAAUCCUGCAGGAACUCACUCGGGACGAUCAGCUGGCGGUUCUGAUCCGCAGACUGGAGGAGGCGGUGUUCCGGGUCAUGCCCGAGCAGAUCGAGCGCUUCAACGAUCACUGCCAGGCUCACUCCGAAGCCAGAGCUGCAAAACUGGAAGCUGUGAAAGAAAAGCGAGCAGUAGAAGGAUCAGACGAACAGGAGGACGAUUCGAGUGGAAAACGACUUUUCGCGCCUCGCAAGAGAUUCCGGUGGAACGAGGAGAUCAGGGGGCCGUUAUGCGAGGUGGUGAGGAUGAAGAUGAGCAGCUACGCGCCCGGCGCUCCCGGUAAUCCGAGUUUAGAGGGGUAUCUGAAGGGAUUUUUGGAGGCGAGGGUGAAAACGCUGUGGCCUAGAGGAUGGAUGCAGUCCAGGAUCCUGCUGAUCGAGAGUCGGAGAGUGCACGCUCACGUCACGGGCGUGGUGGCGAGGAAGAAGUCCGCGGCCGGGCCGAAACCGGGAAAGUGUGAAGAAAACGUGGCCGUUCGGACGGGUCCCGGGAACCGAGCGCGGUCGGGAGCGAAGCCUCGGAAGGUCCCUGUCGCUUGUGGAGACGUGUCGGUUCUGCGGCGACGUCCUGCCGAGGAGGAGAAACCUCGAGACGUCUCGGCUGUCGAGCGAGACGUCUACUUUCCCCCGAGUCUCCUCUGCGGUGCUGUGGCAGCGACGGAGGGCUCGUGUGGAGAUCCGGCUCUUCCCACUCCGUCGCUCUCCCACCAGACGUGGUCUCCUCGCGGUGCUCCGCAAUCACCAGCUUCUGCGACACCUCUGCACGCUUUACCCUUCCCUGGUCUUCCUCGUGGUGAUGAUGAUGAUGAUCAUGAUGAUGGCAAACCUGCCGGUCAUACAGAGAUCUGCAGAACCUCCGUACUCCCCAGCGCAGCUCCUGGAACGUUCCAGCUCUCGCACGACGGAAGUCGGAAUCGUGCAGGAGGACCGGACGCUCCGAGAAAACCGCACUGAGGAAGAGGAACGUCGGGAGGAAACGCAGACGACGACGAAACCCGCGUUCGUUUACAUCCUCGUAACGGAACAGGACUUUCCGGUGGCGAGGGCGCAACGUAAAGGUCGUUUCUGUCGUUCUGUUUAAAACGGGAAAAUUAAAAUCGCUAUAUAUAAUAUAUAAACUCAAAUGCUGUGUUUGACUUGGUUUAAAAGUGAAAAGCUGCUUCGGGCCCACAUUUAUUUUUAUUUCAUUUUCUUUGUUUUGUGAUCUGCUGAAAUCAAUCUUUUUUUUUUUUUUUUUUUUUUGUCCAUUGCAAUGAAAAUGUUACCGUGUACGGAUUAUGCUGAUGUACUGACUCCGCCUCCUGUUUAAAUCCAUUUAAAAGUUUUACUUUGCGACGGAAAAAACGUCACUUCCUUCCGUCGGAUCUUAAAGACGGACGACGAGGCGCAUGACUACGGAGGAUAAAAGCAGUGCCUGUAUUUACAUGAUAUUUAUAAUAAAAUAUGACGAACAUGA